AAACGUCUAUUGAUAAAGAAAGCGGCGCCAAUAGCUAUCUCCGUGAGGAUCGAGCUUCUUAUUAGGAGGGUUACUGCGCUUUCAGCUUGAUGAUGUUCAUAAUAUGUACAGGAACACUGAGGAUUUGAUUAUGAUAACUGCGGCAGUUUGUUGAUCAUCGUUGUACAACGUGCAAUAUCUUAUUAAUAUGGACACUGUCUCUAGAUGUCUGGUGACUAAGCUGGUUGUGGCCGUCCUCUCUGGCAUCGUGUUUCAUGUCGGUCUGAAUGUGACACAAACAUUCCCUUCCGAUGUCACCAAGCCAUUUGAAGAGAAGAUCAGAUGCCGAGUUCGUCCAGUUAAUGAAUCCAUCUUGGAACAUGACUUUUACAGUGGAGAUUUAAUUGAGCCUGAUUCGCAAAGACGGGCUUCUGAAGGCUUCAUUCAUUUUUACGAAGAUACCAAACAUUAUGACUCCCCGCAGGGCCUGUACAUUACCAGCGAUGGGCACUACCAUGCUAACAAACAUCUACAUAGGAAAACGCCAUUGCAAGGGCUUUACUUUGAUUAUAUCCAAGAUAACACAACAUGUCAUCAAUUACAUUUAGCUGAUAAAGAAACUGCUUCAAGCUGUAGGGUACCUGAAGAGGGCGCCCCAUCAGUCAUUGAUGGGAAAGAGGAAAUGGACAAUGAUACAGAACUGGAGGCGGAGAAGACACCAAAAUGUAUCAAAAGAGUUCAUAUAUUUUCGAGUAUGAAACACACGAUGACGUUUCCAGAAAUGAAUCACUUUCGAAGAUUUCUACAAACGAGCUCCAAGACAGAUUACGAGUCUGACAUCGACUGCGUGGCCGAGGGUUACCAUUGUGAUAUAGUCCUUACCCUCGGAGACAGGUUACACUCAAUGAGAGGAAAAGAUGCAGUGAUCUUUGGGAUGGUCCCUACAAUAUGGAAGGGACAUGACAUGCUUCAUAUAAUUUCGAAUAUAUCUCCUGAUCCCUCACAAACUUGGAUCUACUUCAGUACGGAGUCUCCUUACAGAGUAUCUCGUUGGGCCCAGCCUUUUGACAUUGCUUCUUUGAAAUACCACGUUCUGAUGACCUACAACAGAGAAGCCGAUAUUCCUAUUCCGUUUGGGCAUUACAGAGAGUUUGACAACACCACUGGCACGACGGAUGAUACGGUCAUGUCUGAUGCCUUUUUCGGGAACAGGACAGGACUUCUUUCCUGGGUGGCAAGCAACUGUAAAGAAGUGUCUUGGCCGAGGAUGCCCUUCAUCCAGAAAAUCCUCGAAGAAAUACCCUUGGAUGACUACGGCGCGUGCGGACACAAGAAGUGCCUCCCGAGGAGGUCGGAAGCAUGCAACAGGUUCUUCGCUAGUUACAAGUUCUUCCUGGCCAUUCCUAACUCUGAAUGCCGCGACUACAUCACCGAAAAAUUCUGGAUGAUAUCUCUCCUGUACGGUGCAGUGCCACUCGUCCUAGGUGCCCCCAAGAGGGAUUACGAGCAGGUGGCACCACCAAAUUCCUUUGUCCAUAUUGGUGAUUUCGAGGACAUCAAGGACCUUGCGGAAUUCCUCCAGAAAGUUGAUCGCGACGAGACCUUGUACAGGAAAUUCCACGACUGGAGACGUCGGGGUGAGGUAGUCAACACCUACCCCUUGCGUCCAGGAGAUCUGUGUAGGACAAUACCUCACAUUCAUCCUCGGGAGGAGGGCGAUAUUAAGUACCUUGGGGACUCUGUCUGGUUCACGUCUUGCAGAACACCCCUGAACAACCUUACCGCAAGUCAAGAUUAUACCGAAAUGGAAUAUUGGUCUCCAUGGAAAUAAUCAAUUAUUUGCUUGCGGGCGUAUAACUUUUUGAGGAACGUACAUUAAAUGCUUCAAUUUCCAAAGAUAUCAUUUUUAUAUUAGUUUAAUGUACUUUUGACAUUAUGAAUGUGAUUUUACUAUGUUUUUUUUUGUGUUAUUAUCUACGACUUUAUUCAUCGUUCUAACGGAUAGCUUAUGAAUUUAAUCAUGUUUCACCGAAAAUAAGUUGUUUUCUUGACUCUCCUUACAAAGGUUUUCUUUUAUUAUCAUCUUUAUUUAUCAUUCUUAACGGAUAGUUUAUGAAUGUAAUCAUGUUUCACCGAAAAUAAGUUUUCUUGACUCUCCUUACAAAGGUUUUUUUUUAUCAUAAUCAUCUUUAUAUAUCAUUCUUACGGAAAGCUUAUGAAUUUAAUCAUUUCCCCCAAGAAAAAAGUUGCAUUCUUUACUCUCCCUUCAAAUAUUGAAGCUGCUAAUGAAAAUCCACAUUAAUAUCAUCUACAUGUAUUAUGAAUUAUAGCACAAAAUAAGAUGAAACAUCAAUAGAUGUUUGACGAGCUUUCCCCAAAUAAUAACAUUUUGAUUUUUUGCAAAACAGACUUUGUGAAGUCACUUGCUAGCAUCUCCCACAUCAUAAAUGACAUAAAUACUAUGAUAUUUUUUCUUUUAUAGAAUCGAUAAUUAUUAUCAUUAUUACUCUUAUUAACAAUAAAUAAGGUGUUUAUUUAGCUGGUUCUGUUUUCUAUGCGCUUUACAAUUACGAAUAAACAAAAUAUAGAUAUACAAAAAAAUAUAAAUGUUUCAUUAUCAUAACAUAAACCAAAGUUAUGAUUGUUGUUUUUGUUAAUAUUCUUAUGAUUUAAGACUGCAGUAGUUCUAGAUCUACUGUAGAUCUUACAAUACAAUACUUCAUGUUGAUUUCAGUGAAUCCGCAUUGUAUUUUUUUUUUCAUCAGGUAAAAAAAGGUAGAAGAUUGAUUUAGCAUUGUGAUAGCAAAAUCGACAUUUGUCUUUGUUCUAAUACCAAUAAGUCUACAUCUACUUUAGAUCUGCAUGCACAUAGCCGUAAGCUGAAACUUUUCGCUGGGGCAUCACAACGUUUUUUUCUUAAACUCAAAAGCGAUUGAGUGAAGUGAGCGAGCUUGUCCAUAUGGUGUUUUGGUAUUUCGUCGAGUGAAAUUGAAGGGUUUAAUGCAUACUUUUUGUGGAUUUUAUAAAAAAAAAAUUAGUAAAAAUGUAAGUAGGGCCAUGGAUCUUCAAGCAAGUAUUGAUUUCCAUUUGAUUUUUGAGGAUCUUUUAUCUUGAUGUCAAGUUGAACUUUGGCCAUUUCUGGUCACGUUUACGAUAAAUCUUUACUUUAUUUAGUUACAGGCACUUAAUGUAAAAAGAUAGAGAAUUGUAAAUAAUUACGAUGGAAUUAAACUUUGAUAAUCUUGCUUCUGUGUGAAAUCACACGGAUAACCCACUUCUUUUGACAUCUGACCUUGAACCUGCAUAUUGAAGACAACAAAAAUAUUUCCAUAAUAGCUGACUAAACAUGUUGCUAUUGUAACCAUUGAAUUACUAUAUCUCUAAAAUGUGAAAAUUCAUAACUAAAUAAAGUUAAGAUUUGUCAUAAUUUCGGUCAUUUCGUGACCAAGAAUGCCCCAUUAUCUCUUUGAUGAGUUAUCCACGACUAGAAAAUUAUAGCCAAGCCAAGUGAGAUUCAUACCAUUUUGGUUCCUUAAUUUCAUUAACAAAAGCUGAAAUAAGCUUACGAAGAAUGGUAAUAAAGCCAUUAUAGAAAAAUUGUCAGUGAGCGUAACAUAAUAUGUAUUCUCAUCAGAACGCUUCUUCCUAAAAUGCGACUUGAAGAUCAUUGGUCAUUUAUGGAAAACAGUCAUAAUUCCUAGUUAACAUAACCCAUUCUCUAAUGUUAAGAUAUAGCAUUUGAAUUUCAAAUUUUCGUUUUCAAUAAUUAUUCACAAAUCAUGAGAGAUUAAACGAGUAGUGCGAAUUUC
Messenger RNA from Lytechinus variegatus (green sea urchin), 3788 nucleotides. Its product is annotated as 4-galactosyl-N-acetylglucosaminide 3-alpha-L-fucosyltransferase 9-like. Bases 188 to 1810 code for a protein of 540 amino acids. The transcript has 2 exons. The record is from RefSeq and is a predicted model, not a curated record. NCBI's taxonomy places the organism in Eukaryota, Metazoa, Echinodermata, Echinoidea, Temnopleuroida, Toxopneustidae. Gene Ontology annotation, cellular component: membrane. Gene Ontology annotation, molecular function: alpha-(1->3)-fucosyltransferase activity.